AUGGCACUUGUGAGAGCAACUCAACAAACCUCCUCUUCUAAUACUUCUCGAUGUUGUCGUUAUCACGUGUUCCUCAGUUUCAGAGGUGAAGACACUCGCAAGACUUUCACUGACCACCUCUUCACAGCCUUGGUCAAUGCCGGAUUUCGCACUUUCCGAGACGACGAUGAGCUGGAGAGAGGAGAAGAUAUUAAGCCCGAACUCCAGAAAGCAAUCAAACACUCAAGAACUUCUGUUAUUGUGUUUUCGAAAGACUACGCGUCGUCCAGAUGGUGCCUUGAUGAGCUUAUGAUGAUCCUUGGACGCAAGAGGACCUCACCUGACUAUGUCGUUUUACCUGUCUUCUACGACGUGGAUCCAUCCCAUGUGCGGAACCAGACAGGAAGUCUUGCAAGGGCAUUUGCUAGACACCAAAAAUCUCAACCCCCGAAGAAGGUGAAGGCAUGGAAGGACGCACUUGCAGAGGUUGCAGAUCUGGCAGGGAUGGUCUUACAAAAUGAAGCUGAUGGACACGAGUCAAAGUUUGUCAACAAGAUUGUUCAAGUGAUAGGAGAAAAACUAAGGCGUAGACCCCUAAGUGUUCCCCACAUCAUGAUCGGAAGGCAUUCUCUAGAUCUAAUCAACAAACUGAAUUUGUGGUUACAAGAUGGAUCAGAUGAUGUUGGCAUACUUGUAAUUUAUGGCAUGAGUGGAAUAGGGAAGACAACCAUUGCAAAGUCUGUUUAUAAUUCAAACUUUGGAAGGUUUGAAGGAAGCAGCUUCCUUGAAAAUAUCAAAGAAGUUUCACAGCAACCCAAUGGCUUAGUUCAAAUACAAACACAGCUUCUUUCUGAUAUUUUGAAUGGGAGAAAAAUGAGAAUAAGCAAUGUUAGUGAAGGAUUAACUGAGAUUGAAGAUGCAAUAAGCUCCAAGAGGGUUCUCCUUGUUCUCGAUGAUGUGGAUCAUAUGGACCAAUUAGAUGCAGUACUUCGGAUGAAAGAUCAAUUUUGUCCAGGAAGUAAAAUCAUAAUAACAACUAGGCGUGCAAGAUUGUUAAAGGCUCAUCAAGUUACUAAGGUGCAUGAAGUUGAAACUUUGCAUUACAAGGAAUCAUUGGAGCUCUUUAGUUGGCACGCUUUUGGCCAGGACCAUCCCAUUGAAGGUUACAUUGAAUAUUCGCAAAAAAUAGUGCAUCAUUGUGGAGGACUUCCAUUAGCUCUUAAAGUUUUAGGUUCUUCUAUGUACUCGGAGGAUAGUAUAGAUGUAUGGAAAAGUGCACUGCAGAAGUUGGAAGCCAUUCCAAAUGGUGAAAUAGUAAAUAAACUAAGAGUAAGCUAUGAUUCUUUGCCAGAUGACCAUGACCGAAAUUUAUUCCUCCACAUUGCUUGUUUCUUUAUCGGAAAGGACAAAGACUACAUUGUUAACAUACUAGAUGCAUGUGAUUUCUAUACAAUUGUUGGCAUUCAAAAUCUCAUCGAUAGAUGUUUGGUGAGUAUUGAUAAAUGGGAGAAGGUGCAGAUGCAUGACAUGAUCUGUGGAAUGGGAAGAGAAAUUGUUCGCCUAGAAUCAGAGAAGCCUUGGAAGCGUAGUAGAGUGUGGCAACAUAAGGAUGCUUUCAAUUGUUCACCCGUUUUGCGUUUACUCCUAUAA
Messenger RNA from Prunus armeniaca (apricot), 1629 nucleotides. The record is from the annotation of a GenBank genome assembly. Lineage: Eukaryota; Viridiplantae; Streptophyta; Magnoliopsida; Rosales; Rosaceae.